AUGAUAAAAAUUAUUAAUUAAGAUUAAAUGAAAAAUCAGAAAAUAGCUUUUUGUUAGAUUAACUAUUUAAAUGUUUUUUAAAUAAUUUGUUAUAAAUAUUUGAAUAUCACAUUUACAUACAACAAAUUAAUUUAGAAAAAUAAAAAAAAUGGAUUAAAUGGAUUCAUUCUUAUUUUUUAUAAUAAUUGGAAAACUUUUUUUACUCAUUCAUUCAAUUGUAAUGAAUAAUACUAUAAUUAAUUUGAAGAAAAAGAAAAAUUUAAUUUAUUAAAUUAACAAAUAAAUAAUUUCCAAAACAAAAAUUAACAGCAUUAAUUUAGAAAUUAUUAAAUAGUUUAUUAGAAAGGUAGGUACGUAGGUAGAAUCAAUAAUACAUUAGACAAAAAAAUGAAACAAAAUUAGAAGCUAUAAAAAUUAAAUAUCUACUUAAUAGACAAUAGACUUUUAAGGUUAUUGUAUAAUUUUUAUAUUGAAAAGCUACAUGACCUUUAGUCAUCCUACUAGCGAUCUUACAAGCUUUGCAUUUUACUCAACUUAAUAAAAGCAUGCUAUAUACUAAUGAUGCUUUUUAAUAAUUCUUCACUAUAAGACAUUAAUAGCUCUGGAUCAGGAUUCGAAUUUUAUACUUUCCUUGAUGCAGAAGCUUAUUUAGAUAGAAUUUAAGGCAGUUUAAUUUACUUAUAAGUAACAGUUCUAAGUAUAAAUUCUGUUCUGAUGAUUUAUAUAUUCAUUAAAUUCUUAUAGUUUGCAGCAAAUUCUAUUAAUAAUAUGAAGCUUAGUCAUCUAGAAGGGGCAAAUAUAAAUACAGGAGAGAUAUAGGUGAAAUAAGAUAUUUACCAUGAGAUUAUUUUCUCUUUUAUUUUUCAAACAUAUGAAUAUAUUAUUAUUAUUCCUGCAAUUUAUAUAUCGUGCAUUCUAAGAAAUGCUAUAUCUAUCCCUGCUUUGGUAUUAGCUAUUCUAAAUGGAUUAAUAAUUAAGGAUUCAGAUUAUAAUUACUUAAUUUCAAGUAAAGAUUUCCUUUCUAAAAGGUAUAUAUGGUCUGAUAAGAUACUAUAUCUAUUAUAGUGUCUCUUGUUAUCAAUUUAUGCUUUAGAAAAAGGAAUUUUUGGUUUAUGGAUGAUAAUACUAUAUGUAUUUUUAGAGCUUGCUUUUAUAAUAUAUAAAAGACCAUACUUCUCAAAGCAUAUGGAAGGAAUAAUUAUGUGGAUUAAAAUUUUUAUCUUAAUGCUUUAUAUUUCGUGCAUCAGCUUAAGAUCAAAUAUUGACUAAGGUCCCAGCUUAUUUUUUGUUUUACUAGCUCUAUCAGUUCCUAUUUCACUUAAAAUUACAAGGAUAAUAAUUAAUUAAUAGUUAACUAUGAUAGAAAAUGAAUUAGAGAGGUUAAUGAAUAGUACUACUUUAUCAUAAGAAGAUAAUAAUAGUAAACAUAUUGAUUAAAUAAUUAGAAUGAUCAUAUAUCCAGAGAGAGUUUUUCUUAGUAAUCAAUAAAAUUUCCUAUUUAAUUUAAUUAUCCCUCAUGUUCAUAAGAGUGAUGCAUAAAUCAAAAGAGAUAUUUUCAAAGCAAAUUUACUUCGCACAUUUUAAGUAAAAUUAUUUAGAGAAAUAGACUAUGAACUGAAUGAGUUAAAAAAACUAUAAGCUGGAUAAAAUAUUGGUGAGAGAGGUAAGACAAAAAAGCUUGGGAGAUCUUAAAAUUAAUCUGGUAAUGAAAGUAAUUACGAUCAAGAUGAAAUGGCAUAAAACUAGCUGGAUGCUUAUAAUGAAGCAAAGCAAGAAAUUCUUGCAUAACAAUAUGCAUUAAAUGAAAAAUAGAUACAUGGUAAAAUUUAUAUUGAAAAAGCAUAGGUGUAUGGAGAUGAUAAAGUCAUGGAGGAGAAUCUGUAAUCGUAUUUUCAUAGAGUAAUUCAAAAUACUAAAGAUAAACAAGAAUUUACAGAGAUUGAUGUUAUACAUCUUGUAUAUAUUUUAGAAAUUUUAAAUAAUGAAAAACUAUUUGAAUUAAAAUUCUUUCAGAAUAAGAAAAAAAUGUCAAUCAAGCAUUAACAAAUAGUCAAAUCUUUGUUUUCCGAGUCAUACGAAAAGAAAAAUAUGCAUAUAAAAGAGUAUGGAAAAGAGAGUAUAUUCCAUACUGAGCUUUAAGAAGCCUUGAGCUAUGACAGUCUUAUCAACUUAUUGCAGUUUUGGAUAGACGAAACGAUAGAAAAGAAACUUCUUAUCCUAAGUGUUAUGCGAUAGAGACACAUUAUACUUGACGAGCUUAGAAAAAUGCUAGAAGAUGUUCAAUUUAGGCGCAGCUAAAUUAUCAAAACAAUAUCCCAUUUAGUAUAACUAAAUGAUAAAAAUAGCAAACUUCAUUCUCUUUACAUUUGUUAUUUAGAAAAUCUUUCUUUUACAGAUAAAGACAUCAACCUAAACAAAUUUAAAAAGCAGUAAUAAAUAAACUCAGUCUAAAGAAACUAUUUAGCUAAGCUUGAUAAAAGUGAUUCAUGUGUUGUUUUUGCUAGUGUAGGCAAGUCAAAUAAAGGAUUUUUAAUAAAGAAAAUUACAUAAACUUUUGAAAGAAUUUUUAAUUACAAACCUGUUGAGAUUAUAAAUGCUUCUAUAGAGAAGUUAAUGCCUUAUCCUUACUAAAAGCCUCAUGCUAAACUGAUCAAGGAUUUCUUCAGCGAUAAUAUGUAAAAUGAAAAAGGAAAUGUCCCUCUUGCUUUUGGUUUAAGUCAAAAAGGAUAUAUUAUACCUUUAGAGAUAAGCAUUAGAAUAAAUAAUUUUCAAGGUGAUUUUGGACUGUCAGCAUAUCUAUAAGUUUUAGAUAAAAACUAAUUAGUCAAUGAAUAUCAACAAUAGUAUUAUAAUUAUUUAUCUAAAGAAUACCUAAUAUACGAUGAAAGCAAUUUAAAAGUAAUAUCCAUGACAUUUGCCCUUCAUAGUCUACUCUUUUACAGAUUUAAAAGUAUUCAUUCUAUUUACUUAAGAGGCUUUUUCCCCUUUCUCAGAAAAAUUUUCUAAAACCACUCGAUGAGGUCAUCUAACACAGGAAGAAGCAAGAGCGCUAAAUCCUCAAAUAGCUUGCUUUAAUCAAGUAGGUACUUAAACUCUAACCGCAGUAUUACAAGUUAAAGAAGAAGAGCAUAAAAUAUGAUGAAAGAAUUAGAUAAAAAAAAAAAAGAUGUAAAUGGAUCUUAAGCAUCUAUAAGCAGUGAUAAAAAGCACAAAUAAAAAAAAAUUUAGAAAGAAAAAGAAAGAUUAAGCAGCUUAUACUCAAGAACUUUAACUAAAAAUGUAGAAGAAAUGGAUUUUUUAAUGAUUGUUCAAAAAGGUGAAUCUAUUUCUGAUGAUGACAGUCCUUAAUACAUUGAAAGUAAUUUUUAAUUCUUUACUAUGUAUGUUCAAAUUUGUGAAGACAGGAUAGGAUAAAACAAUCAGCCUAUUCGUUACUUAGAAAUAACUAAAAUAUAAGAAGUAAAUGCCUUUAAUAACUCAGGCUUUUUGCUGAAUGUGUUUGAUGAUUAAAUAAAUAUGCUAACAAAUAAAUAAUUUUUUACGUAAUAAGUUUAAAAUAAAAUUAUUUAACAUUUAGAAAAAUUUUACUUUUUCUAAUAACUGAUUUAAAAUGGUGAAAUUAACAUUUCGGACUUAAAAGUUAAUGAAAAUAAAUUAAGUUUAAAAAAUUUAUAAAGAAGUAGUUAUAUGAGUCCAAAAAAAGGCAAAUACUCAAAUAAUGAAAUAUAUAAAUACUAUAUAUCUUAUGGAUAUAGCCAACUUCCUGAAGUAAUUAAUGAAUUUGAGUAUGAAAAAGAAGAAUCUACAUUAGACAAUAAAAGGUUUACUUUUUCCAAUUAGCAAGAGUAAAAAGCUGAAUAAGCUAAAUUGCAUGACAACCCAGAUAAUAUUAAUUAUGAAUAGUUAGAUAAAUUUUUCAACAAUAGAGAACCAGAAAAAGCACAUAGAGGAAAUGUCAACAGCCAAUCAAAAGAAAAGUAGCCUAGAUUAAGCUAACUUGCAAACAUAGCUAAGUAUAAAUUCAAUACCUAAGAAUAUGUCAAAAAGCCAAAUUAUAAAAGUGAACUUAAUGAAGAUUAGAAAUAAAAUCACAUUUCAAUUUUUCAAGGUAGACAAGUUAAGUUAGCGAAGCAGUAAUCAGAAGAUUUGAGUUUUGUGAGUAGUUAGAUAGAUUUGUAAGAAAGUCCUCGAAAAAAGUAAGAUGGUCAAAUUAAACUAAAAAAUUUAGAUUAAGCUUAAACAUCACAAAAACAGUCAGAAAAUUAAGUGAAAAAGAUAGAAGCCACUGAAACUAUUUCUCCAGUGAAAAAUUAAAUCAAUUUUCCUUAUUCUCCUUCUCAGUCAUUAAGUUUUCAUUAAGCGAGUAACCAAAAAGGAUAAGAGCUUCUAAGUCCAAGCUAGCAAAACGUUAUUCCAUAAUUUAAUAUGGAUGAUAUAAAUUUUCAAAAUACACCUUUGAACUCCAAAGUACAGCAUGCUGUAUUUGGUGAGGCUGCAAAUCAAAAUCAUAACAUAUACUAAAACAAUCAAUAUUAUUCAUUAAAUUAUGAUAAUUCUAUGCAGUAUCUAGCAGGUGAUAAUAGUAAAUAAAAUAAUAUUGAUUCCUAAGUAAUGAGCCCUCAAGCAGCUGUAGCUACAACUUUUUAUUAAGAUAAUUAGCUGAAUAAUUAUCUUUCUCAAAGCUAAAUACUAACUCCUAGUAACAGCUAAGGAAUUAUUCCAUAACAAUAUGGGCUAUUAGGACCUUAAUUAGAUUAAAAUAUAUUUUAAAAUCCAAGUUAAAGUAGCUUAAUGAAUAUAAGCAACUUAAAUAUAACAAAUGUUAAUAAUAAUUUUAUAUAUGACAAUAAAUAAAUUUAAAACUAAAAGAGCUCGAAAUUUUUUAGUUCUAAAUUAAACUAAAUGUCACAGUUGAAAAGUCUACGCAGUAAAGUCAGUUCAAAUACACAGCCUAAUUUCAUUUAACAGUUUUCUACCUUAAAUCCUGGAAGUAAUGACCCUUCUAAAGAAUUUUCAGGAUAAUCAUAAAGCAAGGAUAUUGAAGAUACGAAAACAAAAAAAAAAUAAUACAUAAAUAUCUAAGAUGCAGUUGAAUCUUCUUCUACUCACUCAAAAUUGUCUAACAUAUCUUCUUAAAAAAAGCAAGUUAAUCACAUAAUUUUUAGCACAAAAGAUCUAAAUGCAAUGAAAAUCAUUAAUAUUUUUGGUUUCCUGAGUAUAUCAGUAAUUAUAUUUGUUACACUCUUUUAGUAUUAUCAAAUAAUAACUACAUUUUAAGACUUUGAAUCAGAUUGUAAUAUAUCUGAUGUGCCUACAAGGUAUGUUUCUAAUAUGGCAUAUAUAGUUUAUGGAAAGAGUUUUCAAUUUCUGCUUUAAAACAAUUUCUUCACCUUAACUGAUAUUUAAGUUUAACAAGAAUUAUCUAAUAUAAAGUAAGUGUAUAAUAACACAUUCACUUAAUAGCUGUCUAUGCUAAUUUCUUUAAGUAUCCCAUAGCCAACAAACCAAUUAGUAUUUUAUCUGAUCGAUGGCUAAUAUAUUGCUAAUUUAUCUUCUCUUUAUGGAACGGAUAGCAGUCUUGUUGGAGUUAACAGCAAUGAUUUAAAUAAUUACAAAACAUAUAAUUAUGCUACUAAUGUAUUUUAUGGUUGCAUUUUAACCUUCUAAUACUUUUUUCGCUUUGUUUAUGGGUCAGGUAAUCCAAGAUCUACUUAUAUUGCAUUAUCAAAUCAAGACAGAUUGUAAGUAGAGCUACUAAAUUUAUUUAAUUAAUCAGAACAGGAUCAGCUAGAUUCAAUAACUGUAAAUCGUGAUUUAGUUACAAAGCUAAUGGUUUUGAUUUUAAUUAUAUGUCCUUUAUGUGUAUCAAUUGUCUUACCUCUUUAUGCAUACAUAUAAACCAAAAGACAGGAGAUUUUAAUGCUGUUUGGAACAUUCAGUAUAUAGCGUCUAGAUUAGUGCAUGCAAGAUACCAAAUUCACCACUUUCUACUUAUUUGAUAUUAGCUCUAAUUAGGCCGCAAGUUAAAAAUAAAAUGUUUAAAGGUAGUUGCUAAAUAGUAAAGAGACAUAAAAAAAAUAAACACUAAGUUCAUCAACUCCCUUACCAAAAAUAUCAUUAGUCCUUGUUUUCUUAAGUAUAGUAAUAAUUCUCUUCACAUUACCUUAUCCUAUAGCAAAUUAAUAAAUAUCUUUCAGAUUUAUAGAUUAAGACAGUUUAACACUUUAGCUUAAGCUCGAAUUAUCAUAGCUUCGUAUGAAUAUUCUAGAAUCAGUAAGCAGUGCCUAUUACUCUUUCUAUUUAAAGAUUCAUCCAGAAUUAUAGAAAUAAUAUAAUAUAACCUAUUAUAUGACAAAACUUUAAAACUCAACCUCAAAUAUUGGAUAAACGCAGCUACAAAUUUAAUCUUUAUUUAAUUAAAUCUCCUUAUAAAACAUGUUUUAGCAAGAUUUUUAUAAUAAUUUCAUUCCUAGCUACUUUGAAAAAAGCUUAUGUGGCAGUUAUGUUUAAUCUUCAUAUGUUGUAUAACUUACUGAUUUAAAUCAAUAAAUAUGUGACUAGCUUCAUAAUGGAAUUUUGAAUUAAGGAGCUUUCUUUAUUUUAAAAACAACUAUCUAAAUAUUAAAUGAUUACUAUGAAAUGGCUUAGAUAUAAUCUAUAUCAGAUUUUUAGAAUGCAUAUUAAUAAUAUGAAUAAUCUUUUUCAACUAUGGACUUUAAUUAAAUGUUUAAUAUAUUAGCUGAUACAUUAGAUGCUAUGACAGAUGGUAUUGACAAAUAAAUGACUAGUUAUUUUGAUUAUAUAAAAGUAAUAUCUAUUAUUUUGAUGGUCUAUCAAUUUUUGGUUGUUGGAGUAAUUUUGAUUAUAAGUUGGAUUUUCUUCUAUAUUUCUCUUGGAAGGUAGCUCAAUGAAACCAAACAGCUUUUAUCUGUAAUAGACAUUUAUUCUAUAGUUAACAAUCCCUAUAUACAUAACUUCUUAAUAUAAAAUUUAAGGAGCUGA
Tetrahymena thermophila SB210 is the source of this 7002-nucleotide messenger RNA. Its product is annotated as Ku70/Ku80 beta-barrel domain protein, putative. NCBI's taxonomy places the organism in Eukaryota, Ciliophora, Oligohymenophorea, Hymenostomatida, Tetrahymenidae. The transcript has 5 exons. The record is from RefSeq and is a predicted model, not a curated record.